Molecule: messenger RNA, 828 nt
Organism: Mastomys coucha (southern multimammate mouse)
Lineage: Eukaryota; Metazoa; Chordata; Mammalia; Rodentia; Muridae
Product: cell wall mannoprotein 1-like
Exons: 5
Coding region: 48-536 (162 amino acids)
Source: RefSeq, a predicted model, not a curated record
GUGCUGCCAACCUGGGCGCGCACCUGUAGCCUGGACAGACCGCAGGAAUGGCGAGCUCCCGCCUGCUGCCCCUGGCGCUGGCUCUGCUGCUGCUCGCCAGACCUGGCGACUCCUCCUCCGUCUUCCUUGAAGACACAGCUCCAGACCCAGGCUCACCCCCCUCACAGCCAGAGACAACCUCUCUACCCAUGUCUGCGUUCCCCAGUUCCGAGCCGACCAUCACAUCCCAGUCUCUACCCACGUCUGCGUUCCCCAGUUCCGAGCCGACCAUCACAUCCCAGUCCACGGACUUGGCUCCACAAGGGUCGCCCACUGCCUCCAGCCCAGCCCAGGAUGCAGGCUGGAUCUCCACAUCGCACAGGAACCCCGGUGUGGUGAUUGCUGUGUGUCUGCUUGUGUCUGUCUUACUCAUUGGCUCUGUGUUCAUCGCUGUGAGACAUAACCAUCGAGAUGCUCCAGAUUUUCAUAAUCUGGAUACGGUGUCUAUGGGCAGUGUGAGCCAGAGGCUGCCAUUUGCUGACUGCCUACACUCGUGACUCUCAGAGGCCUAGAGUUAUGGUGGGGGUGACACCUGGAAAGAACAGUGUCUGGAAACACUCCCUCCCUACCCCCCAUCCCUGCUAUCCUGACCUGGGGGAUAAGUGGCAAGGGGGACGUCUGGAGCCCAGGAGUUUCAGGCCAGUUUGGCCCACACAUCUAGUAUGCAACUCAGAAAUUAAUCCAGGUGUGAUGGAGCACACUUGUCAUCCCUGCACUUGGAAGUAGAGACAGGAGGGUCAUGUAUUCAAGUCCACUCUGAGCUACGUACAGGGUUUGAGGUCAGCCUGG